Messenger RNA from Entamoeba dispar SAW760, 441 nucleotides. RefSeq lists its product as uncharacterized. The record is from RefSeq and is a predicted model, not a curated record. The transcript has a single exon. Bases 1 to 441 code for a protein of 146 amino acids. Lineage: Eukaryota; Evosea; Mastigamoebida; Endamoebidae.
AUGUGGUUUUGUUUAUUACUUCUAUUUAUUUCAUUUUGUAAUGGUGAAUAUUGUCAAAAAGUGGAAGGGAACGAUUUUAUAAUCUAUGUAAAUGCUAGUUGUAUUGAUUCUACUUUAACUUCAAAUGAAUUAACAGGAGAUUAUACUAAAUAUUCAUCAGUUAUUAUUUCAGUUAGUAACUAUUAUGGAAUAUUUUAUUUUGGUUCAAUAAGUAAUCCAUUUAAAGCAAAUAAAGUUAUUGUACAACUAGGAUAUUCACCCCCAAUUUAUUCUCUCUUAUUUAUGAAUAUUGAAACAAACCUUGAACUUGAAUUAAUCAGUAAUUCUUAUUCAUUUGAAAAAGUUUAUUUUGAUUUCUAUAAUGGAAAUAGUCCAACAAGAAUAACUGGAGAUGUUGGUGAGUUGUGGGUUGGUGGAAAUGAUUAUUAUGAUUAUAAUUAA